Rotaria sordida is the source of this 309-nucleotide messenger RNA. The record is from the annotation of a GenBank genome assembly. NCBI's taxonomy places the organism in Eukaryota, Metazoa, Rotifera, Eurotatoria, Philodinida, Philodinidae.
AUGGCUUUUGGGAGAAGAGCAUCCGGAAGCGCAGCGGCAAGUAUAUGGGCACCAAUACUCGUCACUCUGGCUGUCCUAGGGAUUCUUGCUGCUGCAGCGACAGUAAUCGUUCUGUCACUGAUACCAGUUUAUUUGCCAACCAAAACAAUUUCUCGUAGAACCAACGCAACUACAACAAGAACCACAACAACUAGUACCAGUACGACAACAACAACACUUGCACCUACAACACUGUCACAUACAAUGUUUUCUUUCCUCCAUCGAUCAAUGUCGUACGAAUACUUCGAGUUGUUUGAAAUAUUUGAAUAG